AUAUACACGAGUUCAAAACUUGUAAACAAAGAACUCAAAACCCUAGCUUCGCACAAAAUCCCUCGGCUCUUCAAAGUUUCUCUGUUCUGUAGUUUUCUUCCUUGCUGAAGAAUCAGUCGGUGAGAGUAAGGAAUCAAAAAUGAGUGGAACAGGAGAGAAAGGAUCAGCAACCACCAAAACUCCAGCAGAUUUUCUUAAAUCUAUCCGUGGACGGCCUGUUGUUGUUAAAUUGAACUCAGGUGUUGACUAUCGAGGUAUCCUAGCCUGCUUAGAUGGAUACAUGAAUAUAGCAAUGGAACAAACAGAAGAAUAUGUAAAUGGGCAAUUGAAGAACAAAUAUGGUGAUGCCUUCAUACGGGGAAAUAAUGUGCUUUACAUCAGCACAUCCAAGAGGACGCUGGGAGAGGGAGCUUAGCAUCGUGCAUACGAGUGAUUGGUCCUAAUUAUCCUGGCAGUUUUAAUUAUGUAACCGACUUUUCACGACUUGUUUAUGAAUUUUCCUCUGAAUGUUGUAAUUUGUGUAGGUUUUGGUAGACCAUCGAUGUUAUCUUGAUUGCUGUUUCUUUACUGAGUCAAUGUCAUUUUUCCCAUGGCCAGGAUGAAGAAAUAGCAAACUUUUCAUGGUGGAUCUGUAUUUGUGUUCACAGUUCCAUUCUGACUUUAUUUGGAUAAUAGAUUGCAUAUAUAGUACUUGUCUUUGAUUCACCUAA
This is a messenger RNA of Nicotiana tabacum (common tobacco), 710 nucleotides long. Its product is annotated as sm-like protein LSM36B. Gene Ontology annotation, molecular function: RNA binding. Gene Ontology annotation, cellular component: P-body; U6 snRNP; sno(s)RNA-containing ribonucleoprotein complex. The record is from RefSeq and is a predicted model, not a curated record. NCBI's taxonomy places the organism in Eukaryota, Viridiplantae, Streptophyta, Magnoliopsida, Solanales, Solanaceae. Gene Ontology annotation, biological process: maturation of SSU-rRNA; mRNA splicing, via spliceosome.